This is a messenger RNA of Panonychus citri (citrus red mite), 1907 nucleotides long. RefSeq names its product putative protein TPRXL. The record is from RefSeq and is a predicted model, not a curated record. The transcript has 2 exons. Bases 346 to 1638 code for a protein of 430 amino acids. NCBI's taxonomy places the organism in Eukaryota, Metazoa, Arthropoda, Arachnida, Trombidiformes, Tetranychidae. Gene Ontology annotation, cellular component: nucleus. Gene Ontology annotation, biological process: cell differentiation; regulation of transcription by RNA polymerase II. Gene Ontology annotation, molecular function: DNA-binding transcription factor activity, RNA polymerase II-specific; RNA polymerase II cis-regulatory region sequence-specific DNA binding.
CCUCCCAUCUCACUCAACAUCUAAACAAUUUUUCAUCCUCAUCCUCAUCUCUCCAAGAAGAUACUUCAUCUUUAUUUCUUAAUCACUGCUUGAUUAUCUUAAUAAUUGUAUUAUAAUAAUAUUCUCAAUUCUUUAACAAAGUGUUAACUAUCAUCACGAUAAUUAAGAGUAACAAUCAACAUUCAAUUGUUUCCAAGUAAAUUUACUAUUCUGUUUGAUUAUCAAAACAUCCCAAUGAAUACAUUGAAUAAUAAUCAUUGACGAUUGUGGAUUAUCAUUUACUCAUAUUGAUUUGAUCGAUUGAUUGUUUUUUUUUAAAUUACAAUUUAGUUUAACAAUUUAAUCAUGUCUAUCGACAGCAUUGAUGAGAUUGGUUCAAGUGCCAAAGUUUCAAUUGGUUUCAGUGUAUCGGAUAUAUUGAAGUUACCAACAAAUAAACAGAAAUCAAACUGUCCAAACAAUUUAUCAACUUCAUCAACAGCAAAAGUUUCACCAACAAUUAAAUCAUCAACUGAUAAUCAUGAUAAUUGCUACUCAUCUACAACGAAAGUUAAUCAACCAAAUAAGAUCACAAUUAAAUCAGAGGAAUCACCAUCAUUCUCAUCAUCAUCAUCUUCAUCUUCUUCUUCCUCUUCAUCACCAAUCGACAGAGAAUCAAAUAACAAUCAAACUAAUCCAUCAAUCUCACCUAAUCCAGUUAACCAUUUACCUUUAUACUAUUACGAUAAUCCCUAUUCUCGUUGGUUACCAUCAACAGAUCAUCUCCUUUAUCCUUCACCAAUCCAUUGUCCUGAAGGGAAGUGCUCAUCUUCAAUCGAUAGCGGUGGUAAAACCAACCCACCCCACCCAACAUCAUCUCUAUCCUCUUCCUCAUCUCCAUCUUCAUCCUCAUCAACUCCAUUAAACUCAUCUUCUUCUCCUUCAUCCCUUUCCCCACAUCUCCAUCAUUCGAUACCGGAAAUUAACGGUCAACAUAAUAUUCACCUUAAUCCACCUCAUCUUCCCCCACCACCACCACCACCACAACAACAACAACCUCCACCAACAACACCUUCUACACUUCAACACCACCACCAUCCACAUCUUGGUCACCAUCGUUCAUUACUCCAUCACCAUCAUCAUCACCAUUCUCGUGGUUAUCAAGGUUCAUCAUCAUCGAUUAACGGGACUUCCUCUUCAUCAUCAAUUUCACAUUCACAAACUUCAUCCAAGAUCCGUAAGAAACGGACUCGAGCCGCUUUCACUCACGCUCAAGUUUACGAACUUGAGAAACGUUUUAGUCUACAAAAGUAUCUAUCGGGACCCGAACGAAGUGACCUUGCAUCUUCAUUAAAAUUAACCGAAACUCAGGUGAAAAUUUGGUUCCAAAAUCGUCGCUAUAAAACAAAAAGGAAAACCUUACAACAAGAUUGUCUCGUUCAUUCAACACUUAACGGAUCAAAUGGAGGAAGUGGUAACAUCACUUCAACUAAUUAUCUUUCUAAUCAUCAUCAUCAUCAUUACAGUUUAUCCUCAUCAUCAUUAUCACCUAAUCAUCAUCAUCAUAAUCCUCAUCCUUUCCCUUAUCCAUCAACUUCAACGUUUCUUGGCUCAUCGAUUCAGUCUUUUGAUCUUAAUCGUUUCAUCACUGGCAUUUAAUUAACUUAAACAACAACUGCAAAUCAAUUAAAUAAUUAAACUUGAAACGGUUAACCCAAUCAAACCUUUUCCUCCCUCUAAAUUAAUUUCAUUUUAAAACUUGAAACAAUUAACAAAGAUUAACUUGGCAAGCAAAUACAAACAAUCAAUUAAUGAUUAAUUGUCUCAUCAACAAAUUGUAAUAACUCAUAAUAAUAAUAAUAACACCAUGUGAAAAUGAUUAAGACAGAAACUCACAAAAAUUGAAUCAAUAAAUUCUGAUAUGAUAA